Molecule: messenger RNA, 2153 nt
Organism: Corticium candelabrum
Lineage: Eukaryota; Metazoa; Porifera; Homoscleromorpha; Homosclerophorida; Plakinidae
Product: T-cell immunomodulatory protein-like
Exons: 1
Coding region: 128-1972 (614 amino acids)
Cellular component (GO): plasma membrane
Source: RefSeq, a predicted model, not a curated record
GCGUCUUCUCGUCAAACAGCUCACAACCCGUAUUACACGCUGUCAUUCAUUCAAACCGCAAGUCUUCAGAUGCCCGCAUAAAACAUUUAAAUACCCGUAGGUACAUAAAUACCCGUAUUUGCACUCAAUGGUGGCGUUUUCCUCUUCUGACGUUACUCUAUUGAUAUUCGUAUUGUGCGUUCUCUCGUCUGUGAACGGAUACACUGGCGACGGUUUUAUCUCGUCUCUGGGUGAUGUAAAUGGCGACAAAUCACUAGACAUUGUCACACUGACUUACACGUCACGUGACGCCUCGUUUAGCGUCAACUUGGGCCUUUGGAACGCUGACAAGUCUUUCUACGACAUCAAGGAAGUUCUAAAAUUUAACGACUGGUCGAAAGGAGUCAUUACAAGCUCGUACUUGGCCGAUUUCGAUAGUGACGGGAAAUUGGAUCUCCUUCUGACGUCACGCUUACUCGAGUCACGUGACUCGACUGAAUUAAGUGCACAAGUGCUGUGGGGCAAUGGAACUAAUUUUAGUCUUCCAUCCUAUUCAUUCAGCAGCCUCUGGUGCUCGGAAUAUCUCGUGGCAGACGUGAACGGAGACGAGGUUGCAGACGUCAUUGCAAAGGAAUGCAACGGUUCAUUAAAAGUGUGGAUUAGCAACGUCAAGAUGCGAAAUUUCACCGAGAGUGCAAUCAAAGAAUACGUCGACUGUUUAUCAUUAGACACGCCCAUUUCCUCGGAUUCGGCUCUUGCAUUUGUUGAUAUCAACCAAGAUUUAAUGGCAGACAUCGUUGUUAUCAACCGCAAUGGCACGUCACAGUCACUGUCUGUAUUUCUAAGAUUGACCGACGGCUCAUGGCAGUGCUGUCCGAUGCCAGCUAUUCAGUCGUACCUAACCCCUCGACCUUCAUUCACAGACUUUGAUGCGGACGGGACGAUGGAUAUCAUGCUACCCGUCUGUUCAUCAUCAAACUGUUUAGAUGCCAACGUUCUCAUCAUGUUCAACGCGAUGUCGUCACCUCAAGACUGCCCCACCUUUGAAACACUGAAUAUCAGUCUAAGUCACGUCGUAGGCGAAGAACUUGGUGUGCGUUUCGCAUCGAUUCUGAUCUUUCCUUCCGUGUCAGAGCUCUCGAUCCCCACGUGGAUCAGAACAGGAGAUUAUAAUUUAGACACUUACCCGGAUGUUCUCAUGGUUGCUAUGGUAAUGUCAAGUAAUAAAUAUCAAGCUUUCUUAUUGGAGAAUACAGACUGUUCGACGUCGUAUAACUGUGGGCGUGGUCGGACAUUAAAACAAGUUAAUAUCAAAAAGGUCAAUCCAGAAGGCGGCGAUGUGAAACUUGCAUUGUUUCACAACAUCGACGACGACGGCGAUUGGGAUAUCUUACUCAACGUUGUCUCCGACAACACACAGAAGGUCGAAAUACAAAUCAUCCAAAACACACUCAAUUCGGACGCUAACUUUCUGAGCGUCGACGUCAUGACGGCUGCGUGUGUCCGACCACCAAAUUGUGAUAAAGACGUUGGCUACGGAGUGAGCCAACUGGGUGCCACAGUCGAGUUCUCAACAACCGGUUCGUAUGGUAGAAAAAUACGUUCAACUUCCGGUCAAAUUUCAAAAUCGGGAUCAUUCAGUUGUUCACUGCCGUACGUCAUUUUUGGUUUGUCUCGAAGUUCGACGUUCAUCGAGCAUCUGACUGUUGGUAUCCCGUAUGUCAAGGAGAAAGGCCGAUCUACGAAGACGAGAUCUUCGAUCAUCCCGAAUUCCCAUCUCUAUAUCAUUCCACAGCCGAGUGAUGACCCAGACAAUUGGAGAAAUGUUUUGCUUGUUAAUCCGAGUAACAAGGUGUUGUAUACGCUCAUCGUGUUUGUAAACACGUGCGUUGUGUUUGGCGUCAUCGUCGGGCUGCUGCAGUGGCGAGAGAAGAGACAGGACGAACGGGAGAAGCGACAGGAAGCACACAAGUUUCAUUUUGAUGCAAUGUAAAUUGAUAUGAACACGGAUUUGAGUUAUUGAAUUCAAUAGUUUUGUGUAUAAUAGAUCAUUGGGAUUAUACAUACAACAAUUAGAUAUGCUGUGAGUAGAUGCUCCAUUUGCAGUGUGGGUGUGAAUGCAUGCUGUUUACAUGAUGAAGUGUCCUUCAAGCUUGUGUUAUACAUACAUACAU